Rhizophagus irregularis DAOM 181602=DAOM 197198 is the source of this 653-nucleotide messenger RNA. RefSeq lists its product as uncharacterized. Lineage: Eukaryota; Fungi; Glomeromycota; Glomeromycetes; Glomerales; Glomeraceae. The record is from RefSeq and is a predicted model, not a curated record. Gene Ontology annotation, cellular component: RNA polymerase II, core complex; RNA polymerase I complex; RNA polymerase III complex. Gene Ontology annotation, biological process: DNA-templated transcription.
AAACAAUCUUUUUUUUCUAGAAAAUUUAUAAAAGAAUGGCGGCAUUACCCAAAGCAAAAAAUUAUAUAUUAUUUACUGACACGUUCGCAAUCAAUGAUAUGGAUAAAGAAGGCAAAAAAUUCGAUCGUGUGUCACGGUUUACCGGUAGAGGAGAGAAUUUAGAGAUGGAAUUGACAAUAGAUAUAAACACAGAGUUAUGUUCAUUGGAUAUAGGAGACAAAGUAAUGUUGAUGUUGACAACAUCAUUAUCAUUAGAUACAGCAAAUAUAGCCCAAAGCGAAGAAACAAUAUUACCAUUUCCUAUUAUGGCACAAGAUGAUCAGCAAGAAAAAUCUUCUUGGAGAGAAAAAUCUAAUAUGGAAAGAGAUUUAAGUGAUGAUUUCGAAUAUGUUAUGUAUGGUAAAGUUUACAAGUAUGACGAAGAAAAAAGAAGUAAAGUAGCUGUAUAUGUAUCAUUUGGAGGAUUGCUUAUGUCAUUAGAAGGAGAUUUUCGUCAUGUGCAAAAUAUUCAUGUCGGUCAAAACGUAUACAUGUUAAUGAAACAUCAAAUAUGAAAUAAUAAUAUUACUAGAUAAAAUAAUUUAAUAAUUAAGAUGGAUUUUUAAAAUUAUUUUAUUUAUCAAAGAUUAUUUUUAAUUAUUGAUAAAAAAAAC